This is a messenger RNA of Rhizopus microsporus ATCC 52813, 462 nucleotides long. RefSeq lists its product as uncharacterized. NCBI's taxonomy places the organism in Eukaryota, Fungi, Mucoromycota, Mucoromycetes, Mucorales, Rhizopodaceae. The record is from RefSeq and is a predicted model, not a curated record. The transcript is spliced from 2 exons. Gene Ontology annotation, molecular function: catalytic activity. Bases 1 to 462 code for a protein of 153 amino acids.
AUGUCAUUGGAUGAAGUAACCAAUACAGAGCCAGCCUGGAACGUCGUGUUGGAUACUGAACCUAUCUCCAAAGACCCUGACGAUCCAUUCAUCGUGCAUAAAACUACAAAACGAGACGUUUACAACAAUGCAAGAGAGAGAACUAGAUGUGAUUGGCAUGCGACUAAUGAUCAGCCAUUUGAUGUUAUCUUGUGGAAUAAGCAUAAACAUGUUACAGAAACAAGUAUAGCGAAUAUUGCUAUACGAUGUGUUGAAGGAGAAAAGUAUCGGUGGAAGACACCCAAGCUUGAGUGCGGGUUGCUUCCAGGAGUAUUUCGAGCAUUUCUGCUUUUACAUAAUCAAGACUUGAUUGAAGAUGUGAUAACAGUAGAUGAGCUAAAGGAUGCUCAAAAGAGAGGAGAUCCCAUUGUUUGCUUUAAUUCUGUAAGAAAACUGUAUAAAGUAAAUCUAUUGGAUAACUAG